Mangifera indica (mango) is the source of this 1966-nucleotide messenger RNA. Its product is annotated as cation/calcium exchanger 1. NCBI's taxonomy places the organism in Eukaryota, Viridiplantae, Streptophyta, Magnoliopsida, Sapindales, Anacardiaceae. Gene Ontology annotation, biological process: monoatomic cation transport; transmembrane transport. Gene Ontology annotation, cellular component: membrane. The transcript has a single exon. The coding region runs from base 137 to 1864 and encodes 575 amino acids. The record is from RefSeq and is a predicted model, not a curated record. Gene Ontology annotation, molecular function: monoatomic cation transmembrane transporter activity.
CCCAAUUUAACACAUAGCAUUUCUACACUAGGCUGAAGAGACAACUCAUUCCCCAGCAGAGUGGUACUCGUUCAACACUAUGGAAUUCUCUCCUCAAAAUUAUCACCAUUAACAUCUCCUCUUCAACCUUGUUUGAAUGGCAAUCCUCAGCUCCAUCUUUCAUUCCAAGAAACUCUUACUUUUCCUCAACAUCUCCUUCCUCUUCCUGCUCUCUCUCUUUCUCAAAACAUCAAUCUUUCCCCACCAAUCAAUUCAACUCAAUUCACUCCCCCGGCAAAAAUUUGUCGCCGACGGUUGCACCGGCCUCCAUGACUACAGUGAUUACCAAUCUAAGUGUACAUAUGUCAAGUCUCAAGUGGGUUGCGAGCCAAAAGGUUAUAUAAACUAUCUUAGAAUCUUCUACUGCACUUGUGGCGAAUUUCCCUUUCUUGGUUACGCUCUGCUUCUUCUGUGGCUUCUCGUUUUGUUCUAUUUAAUGGGAGACACAGCUGCCAAUUACUUCUGUUCAUCUUUAGAGACCCUUUCCAGGAUCCUGAGACUCCCUCCAACUAUCGCCGGAAUUACUCUCCUUUCUCUCGGAAAUGGGGCUUCUGAUGUCUUCGCCAGCAUCGUUUCCUUCACGAGAUCCAACGACGGAGAUGUUGGUUUCAACAGUAUUUUGGGUGGUGCCUUUUUCAUCUCCAGUGUUGUAGUUGGUGUCAUAAGUAUUUUGACAAAUUCUCAGGAGAUUUCAGUUGAUAAGCCAAGCUUCAUCAGAGAUGCUCUCUUCUUUUUAUCAACUCUGCUAGCUCUUGUUUUGAUAAUUCUUAUUGGAAAAAUCAGCUUUUUGGGCGCAAUUCUUUUUGUUUCUAUAUACUUCAUCUAUAUAUCAGCAGUUUCUGGUUCAUAUUUUUAUCAGAAAAGUAAAGAGAGCAAAAAUAUGACCCUCUAUGAUGUUCCAAGGAGUGAGGAUGAUUUUUUAGAGAGAGGCAUACCGUUACUUGGUUAUGUAGAUGAAGAAAAACCAAUUUUAAUGGAGAUCAAAACUAGCAGCCUGGAAAAUCACCAUCAUCAAGAGCAAAAUUCAUCUUUUUCUGAUUACAUUCACAAGCUCUUAAACGUUUUGGAGCUACCUCUAUACUUGCCAAGAAGACUGACAAUUCCAGUUGUUAGUGAGGAGAAAUGGUCAAAAACAUAUGCAGUAAUUUCGGCAACACUGGCGCCACUUCUCCUGGCAGCAAUCUACAACACUCAAAGGGAAAAAAACACAGGUUCCAGGGUCAGCCUGGUGACAUUCAUGGCAGGAGGAGUGAUUGCAGUAAUUCUGGGAAAUCUUGCCUAUGUCACUACCAAAAACUCAGGCCCUCCAAAAACAAGUUUAUUUCCAUGGGUGGCGGGUGGGUUUCUGAUGAGUGUAACAUGGACAUAUAUCACUGCAGAGGAACUGGUGUCUUUACUUGUUUCAAUCGGCAAUAUUGUCGGAAUAAGCCCUUCAGUUCUCGGUCUUACUGUUCUGGCGUGGGGAAAUUCCCUUGGGGACUUGAUAUCAAACGUUGCCAUGGCGAUGAAUGGUGGGGCUGAUGGGGCACAGAUUGCGAUAUCAGGCUGCUAUGCGGGGCCAAUGUUCAACACACUGGUGGGGCUGGGGAUGUCGCUUGUUUUUUCUUCAUAUUCCGAAUACCCAUCGGCUUAUCAAAUUCCUGAAGAUCCUUCUCUCUACGAGACUGUAGCUUUUUUGAUUGGAGGUUUGCUCUGGGCUCUGGUAAUUUUGCCCAGAAAAAAUAUGAAGCUCGAUAGGCUUUUGGGGUGUGGACUUUUGGCCAUUUAUUCUUGUUUUCUUUUUCUAAGGUUCGCCAGAGCUAUUGGUCUUCUAAAACUUCACUGAAUUUACACUGUCCGAACCUAGUAUUGGGUUACUAAUUAGUAAUUAACUUUGUAAUUUUGUCAUUAUACAUAUUCAUAAAAAAAGAAAAUGCCAAUUAAGCUA